Nematostella vectensis (starlet sea anemone) is the source of this 2513-nucleotide messenger RNA. Its product is annotated as histone deacetylase 6. Gene Ontology annotation, biological process: chromatin organization. Gene Ontology annotation, molecular function: histone deacetylase activity. The transcript is spliced from 20 exons. The record is from RefSeq and is a predicted model, not a curated record. The coding region runs from base 229 to 1536 and encodes 435 amino acids. NCBI's taxonomy places the organism in Eukaryota, Metazoa, Cnidaria, Anthozoa, Actiniaria, Edwardsiidae. Gene Ontology annotation, cellular component: histone deacetylase complex.
CGUAUGAAGUACACAGCGAAACACGCGCCAAAAAGUGAAAAGAAAGUUUGAAACCGGUUUUCUUUACUGCUAAAAAAACUUGGCUAUUUUCCGUCAUUUAGUAAUAACUACCGGUACCAAGAGGGGCCAAACACCAAUGGGAUUUGACGUUCUUUUUUAAAGCAGGAAGCCUGCAUAUUGCUUGGUCAAACCAGUUUGCCGAGUGUAGAUUAUUGAGAAAGUGCGAUCAUGGAGAAUUCAAAGGAUGAGACGAAUUGUUUAGAAGAGAAGCCACAGAGUGGUCUAGCUGGAGAGCUUGCAAAUUUGUCAUUGAAUGAUGAGGUCAGGCCAUGGCCAGCUAAAGAGAGGACUGGAUUGGUAUAUGAUGAUCGUAUGAAGAGACAUGUUAACAUCUGGGAUAAAAAUCAUUCAGAGGUUCCCGAUAGAAUAGGUCGUCCUUAUGAAAAACACAAGGAGUAUGGUCUUUUGGACAGAUGCUACAAAAUUCCAUCUCGGCAUGCAACUGAGGAAGACCUCCUGUGUUUACACAGUGAGAGUCAUGUCUGUGACAUGAAAGCUACACAAACGAUGUCUCUUGCGGAGCUUGCCAAGAAGGGUGAGAUGGACACAAUUGAAGAUGAAAAAGAAGCACAUUAUUAUAGUGGGGAUGUUUAUGACUGCGCUCUGUUGUCAUGUGGCUGCACCUUAGCUGCAGUGGAACAUGUAGCCACUAAUAAGGUUCAAAAUGCUGUAGCAAUAGUAAGACCACCAGGACACCAUGCUGAUGCUGACUCUGCUAUGGGGUAUUGUUUUUUCAAUAACGUUGCCAUUGCUGCAAAGCUUGCUCAGCAAAGAUGGGGGAUGCAAAGGAUUUUAAUUGUCGACUGGGAUAUACAUCACGGCAAUGGAACGCAAAAUCUUUUUGAGUCUGAUCCAAGUGUUCUCUACUUUUCUCUUCAUCGUUAUGAUCAUGCAAACUUCUAUCCAUUCUCUGCACAAGCCAAUUACGAUAUUGUUGGUAAAGGGCAGGGCAAAGGAUUUAACGUCAAUGUCCCAUGGAAUAAGAGCCAUAUUGGUGAUGCUGACUACAUAGCUGCUUUUCAGCAAAUUUUGCUUCCCAUUGCAUAUGAGUUUGAUCCGGAUAUUGUAUUGGUCUCUGCUGGAUUUGACUCAGCAAGAGGGGACCCCAAGGGAUACUGCGACAUCACCCCUGAAGGUUACUGCCAUCUGACGAACAUGCUGAUGAGUUUGGCUGGUGGCAAAGUGGUGGUCAUUCUGGAGGGUGGAUAUAACAUUACAUCAGUUGCUGAGUCCAUGUGCAGUUGCACGUCCACCUUGCUUGGGGACCCAUGCCCUCGCCUUGAUGGCCCAAUGGUGCCAUGUCAGAGUGUACUGAAGUCUAUAUCCAAUGUUGUGAAUGUUCACAAGCAGUUCUGGAAAAAUCUCACGCUUGCAGAUGCAAUGAAUCCUGAGAUGGAUGAGCGAGUCGCUGAAGAGGAAAAACUAGCGAAAGAAAGGAGAAAGACGGAAGAGCCUUCUGAGGAUGAGAUCGCGUAAGGAGCUCACCCCCACACUAUAACUCAUAGAGAAGGAUAACUGGGUCAUAUGCAAGCAAUUUGUGUGGAAGCAUUCGCAGAUGUGGUUGCCAUGGUCUUUUUCCAGCUCCGUUUUCUUAGCUGGAUCCAAGGAUUUUAAAAAAAACCUGUCUCACUUCCUCCCAGAAACACAUCUUUGUCAAACUCUUUUACUCCCAUUGUAUUUUAUUCGUGUUUUUUUCAUGAUACAGUGGAACCUCGAUAUAAUGAUAUAGCAAGAGGCUCAGAAGUAUCGAGAAAUCGUUAAAUCGAGAUUCUCCAUUUAAUUUCCGGCAGAGACUUUAAUAAGGAUUGUUAUACAGGGGAUAUCGUUAUAUCGAGGUUGCACUCAAAAGCGUUGCGAUUUAUUGUACAGCUUAUUUAACUCGUCCAGAGUUUAAAGGGCAAUCUACCGAAAAACGACCAAGGAAAUUGACAGAAUGUCCAUCGGACACCCCGUUGUCUGUUAUAUUUUAGUUCUUCUCAUUAAAAACGGUCAAUUUACAAGAAAAAGCCGUUUACAAGAAAGAAAUUGCCAAAAUUGCUGAUUCAAUUCCAAUUCUUUAUGACCGAAAAUUGAUAAAUUGUGCUUUGCUAUGGGCGCGGUAUGCAGUUCAUAUUCUUCCAUAUAGUUCAUAAGCCUCCAUAUAAUAAUAACGACACGUCAGUCCUAAGUGUACGAGAGAGUGCUCAUGUAUAGAGGUGAUAAAUAAUUAGGUAUGUGCGGAUGCUAGAUUCAACAUCAGGGGGGUGGCCAAGGAAGGAGGGCCUCCCUUUUAGCAGCCAAAAAUACAGUAAAUGUAUGAGACAUCUAAAAUACAGGAGAAGAUGCCUUGAAAGUCCCUUUUGGGCCCCCUCCUGUUUAAAACCCUGGCUACCUCGCUGAACAUAUCAUACAUUUGUACAAGCCAAAACCCGUGUGUAAAAAACAGUCUAGUAAUUUGAGAAACUACAACAAAA